Molecule: messenger RNA, 1954 nt
Organism: Cotesia glomerata
Lineage: Eukaryota; Metazoa; Arthropoda; Insecta; Hymenoptera; Braconidae
Gene: Hinfp
Product: histone H4 transcription factor
Exons: 6
Coding region: 143-1915 (590 amino acids)
Source: RefSeq, a predicted model, not a curated record
AAACACACGUGUCUUCUGUUAAAUUAUUACGACGUAAAAUCAUAAUGGCGAUUGAUGUGUACAAAUAAAAAACAACUACCAGAAUCAUUUAAUAUUAAUCAAAAAUAAGUACUAUAAUAAUAUUUAAUAAUAAUUUCAAAAAAUGGCUGAUGAAGUAAAGCAGUAUGUUGAAAAUAAAGAAUUACAAGAGCGAUGCAGCCAGUGGGUAGUUCAAAGCAUAUCCUCAUCAGCUGGAAGUUUGAACAUAAAUCAAAAAGGAGAACGCGAUAAAGAUAGUGAUUUUGAUGUAUCCGAGUGCUUUGACACUGAUUCUGAGUUUGAUUCAGUGUCUGAGUGUGGCGGAAAGAAACGUAGAUUAAACACUCACUCGAAAGAAGAAGUCUUGAAUUUAAUUUGCGAGUGGAAGGACUGUCAGUACACAUCCACAGUUGUAGAGCGUUUUGUUCAUCAUGUUGCCAACCACGUCACUGAUCUUGAAGUUAAAGUUUCCAGUGGUAGUAAAAAUAUUGCGACAAAUGAUAUUGAUGGUAGCAAUAAUGAAAAUAUUGUAAUAGUUGAAGAUGGAGAUAAGGAAGAAGAUGAUGCAUGCGAGAAAGGAGUGUAUGUUUGUAAAUGGAAACAUUGCGGGUAUGAAAAUGAUAGCACACCAGUUAUUAUUAAGCAUGUUAAUUAUCAUGCUUAUCACACUAAAUUGAAAUGCAUUGGUGCUAAUUUACGGAGUAAAAUUAAAUUACCAAAAUGUCAACGGGAAAGAUUAGCAGUAACAUUUGAUUCAUCAGUACUAUUAAUCUGCGACUGGGAAGAAUGUUUGAAGUCAUUCAAUAAUUUUCAAUUAUUUUUGUACCACGUUACUCAACACGCAGAGAAUAAUCCACGUGGUAACAAAGUUAAAAACGGUGUAAAGUGCCUCUGGACUGGAUGCAACAGCACUUGUUCGAGUGUUCACAAACUCAAGGAUCAUAUUAAAUGUCAUACUAAAGAAAAAGUUGUGGCUUGUCCAACUUGCUGUGCAGUGUUUGCGUCCAAUACUAAAUUUUUUGAUCACUGCCGCAGGCAAAUAUCUAUAGAAACUCAAGGAUUUCAAUGUUCUUACUGCACAAAAUUUUAUCCAACUGAAAAUAUUCUACGUGAACACAUGAGGUUUCAUAUAUUCAGGUACAAAUGCAAAUUUUGUGACAUGAGUUGCGAGUCACCAGCGUCUUUAGCUAAGCACGUUAGAUAUCGACAUGUCAGUACACGACCAUUUCGCUGUCAAUUGUGUACCCAUGCUGCUAAAUCAGAACAAGAUUUGGAUUCACACAUGACAGUACAUACCAAUGGACCUAACUUUUAUUGUAAUAAUGAAGGUUGUUCUUAUACAUGUAAAAAUGCUUAUGUAUUGGACAGGCACAUUGAACGUGUCCAUAGAUCAGAAGUCAGAUGGUAUUGUUGUCACGAAUGUCCAAUAAAAUAUCGAAGAAGUUACAACUUAACUAAACAUUUAAUGAGAGCUCAUAAUCUCCGAUGGCCUGACGGCCAUAAACGGUUUCAGUACACAAGGGUUGAGGAUGGCUGUUACCGAUUACAAAUGGUACGAUAUGAAUGCAUUGAUGAAGAAGAAGGCGGUGCGAAUGAUUUGGUUAUUGAAGAGUCUGAGUUACCGUCAAAGGAUUAUAAAAUAAAAAUUAAUACUGAUUCACGUAUUCCUAAUAUUGAAAUUUUUGAAGACAAUGGUGACGACACUAAUACACAAUUAGAAGUAAAUACAGAUGUUGAAGACAGUGUUGGCAAAUCCAUGCCAUCAAUAUCAAAUAUUUUAAUUUCUAUUGACGAAGUUGAUGAAGAUGGUAAUAUUAUCAAUCAUCAAGUAUUUGAAGCCCAAGAGACCAAAACUUUACCAUCUUCAGAUGGAUUACCUGUUAUUUUAGGUGUUUAAAUUUUAGAUUUAAACUGCACUGUGAAAAAAAAUUUAUUU